GCCCAGGACGCGGCCCCGCUCAGCGAGCUGCGUCUGGACAGCAACGUGGCCGUCCGGCUGCCCUCCAGGCCCGUGAAACAAGGGGACGUGGUCACCGCCUACGUCAGCCUCGCCGGCAACUCCACCGUGGACCUCUUCGUUCUGAGGAUACCCAGUUCUCCCCGCGGGAAUUCCCAGCACGUCUACACCGUCGGCCUCCGUGGUCAGCCGGACGCCCGCUCGCCGUGGGAUAGACACGGGCAGCCCUGGCUUUGGAAAGCAGACGCAGAAGCGCGGGAGCUGACGGAGCCGGGGGUGAGGACACAGGCCCGGCCGGCUCGCCGCUGA
Molecule: messenger RNA, 327 nt
Organism: Suricata suricatta (meerkat)
Lineage: Eukaryota; Metazoa; Chordata; Mammalia; Carnivora; Herpestidae
Product: transmembrane protein 132D-like
Exons: 3
Source: RefSeq, a predicted model, not a curated record